Messenger RNA from Austrofundulus limnaeus, 1937 nucleotides. It is a transcript of the gene ubl3b, whose product is annotated as ubiquitin-like 3b. The coding region runs from base 177 to 530 and encodes 117 amino acids. NCBI's taxonomy places the organism in Eukaryota, Metazoa, Chordata, Actinopteri, Cyprinodontiformes, Rivulidae. The record is from RefSeq and is a predicted model, not a curated record. The transcript has 6 exons. Gene Ontology annotation, molecular function: protein binding.
UAAUCAAAUCCAUCUGCAGUCGUAUAAUUUUCCCUUAAAAAUACCCAAUGCUGAUUCGUCAACUCAACUGAAUGCAAAACUCCAUCACGGUCAUCAGAUGCAGGGCUCUGGCCCCGUCUCCAGCAGCUGAAGCACACCAAUCUCGUCCUGUCUGCUGUCCUCGUCGUCGCUGAGCCAUGACCACCCAGAGUGAAAAUGAUUUGGUGCACCUCCGCCUUAUCCUGGUCAGUGGCAAAACGCAGGACUUCACUUUCUCCCCGAACGACUCGGCCACAGACAUCGCCAAGCACGUGUUUGAAAACUGGCCGGCAGGGUGGGAGGAAGAGCAGGUGAGCAGUCCCAGUAUUCUGCGCCUCAUCUUUCAGGGGCGUUUCCUUCAUGGCAAUGUGACCCUGGGAGCUCUGAAACUGCCACCGGGCCGAACCACCGUCAUGCACUUGGUCGCCAGAGAGACUCUUCCAGAGCCAAACUCUCAUGGUCAGCGGAACAGAGAGAAAACCACAGAGAGCAACUGCUGCCUCCUCUUGUAAAACAACAUAAAGGACCCCCCCCACACACACACACACACACCUCCCUCCCCCUACUAUACUAACAUCACAUAAACAAAGCAUUACACACACCUCUAAAGCUCCCUGCUCUCCUGUCGGUUGUCCGGUCAUCUGUGGAUCUGGAAUAAACGACAGGAAGUCUGUUUGGACCCGUCGCACGCUUCCGUUAAACUUCUGUUCAAACUGAGGCUUUUUUGUGCCAAUUUAUUUACUCCCUGACCCCCAAUUUUUACUCUGUCAGCAUUAACUUUUGUUUUUUUUUUUAAUUUAAAUUUUAUUUUUUGAAGAUCUUAUACCUACGCUCUGUUGCAGAUCUAUUUGCUGUUUGGAGACGUUUUUAAAAAGCUGGCAUAUUUGGUGUCAAAGACACAGGAACUCUUCAUGGACACUGAAGUGCUAUAAAGGAUUUGUGGGCUUUAACCCAUCCCUACUAGUCACGUAGACAUUUCCCCUGGUCUCACUGCACUUAACCAGUUUUAACGAUGAAGUGUUUGAGUUUGAUCUCCUCCUUCAUGGUCCCCUUUUCGUUAUGAACAGUAAAAAUGCCUCGCUGAUGCGCUCUGUUUGGGUUAGCACUGGUAGCUUCUGUCACAUCUGUGUUUGUCAAUGGACCAACGAAAGGAAGAAUAAAAAAAAGACUUAAUAAGGUCCUCUUUCAGUUUGGGUCCAGAUAAAAAUGGAACCGACUGAGACUUAUAAAGAUAUCGGAGGAUUUGGCGUCCAUCGGGAGUUUGUUUGGACUUUUUCUGCACGUUUUGAUGUUUCCUUGUAAAGGGAGCCGAGAUCGCAAGUGAGGAAGGUGAAGACUGAAGAAUCGUCAGGGUGGAUGAUAUUAGACCCCCCUCCCCCCACCCUCCCACAAACCUCUGGAUUAUAAUAACAAUGAGGCAAAGAUUUAUUUUAUUUGUCCCCCCGUUGGAUUAAGAGCGGGGGAAGAAAGCUGGGUGGUGGUUUACCUCCUCAUCAUUCGGUUGCUGUCGUUACUUCUUGUUUGCCUUUUUAUCGUGGAAUUCAUCAAUAUCACAAAUAAUGGAAUUUUAAAUAUAUCGAUUUUUAUCUUGUGUAUAGGUAUUUGUUGAACUUUAGUGAGGGUGAGUGUGUGACAGACUGUAUGAGGGCAUGUGACGUGUUUAUAUUUUGUUUCUGCUUUUUUUUUUUUUAAAAAAAGGUGGUGCACUGUGAGCAUCGACAGGCUGAGGCUUCUUCAGAUCUAGAUGGAGACCCUUUGAUUCCUUCCAUUGAGUGUUUUUAAUUUUUGGUUUGUGUUUGUGUCAUUCAGUGUCACUGCUAUGAAGUUUAGCUCAGUAUGAAUAAAUGUAAAAACUAAAAAAUGCAAUGUGGUCUACAUAAAAGCUUGUAUUAUAAAUUAAUAAAUCUUUACAUAAGGAA